UUCUGGCACUUGUGCGUGGAAGUGGGUCCUAGGUUGUUUGUACAUGAACGUAUUCUGGUUUGUCUUCAGCCGAAGAGCCAUGUGGUUACCUGCCGUGGAGUUUCAGAGAGAGACAAGCAGUUGUUAAAGCCUCACUCAGAUGGAAUCCAUGGAGGUAGACCCCAUCGAAGUAAUCCAAGGAGACGCCAGUGGACAUCCACAAGUUGCUGUUACAGGCCAGGCUGACGACACCGAUCCUCCUCUUGUAAUUCUUGACUCUGGCAGUAGUACUGAAGUAGAUGACGAUGAAGAUGAUAGCAAUGAAGCACCGGGGGCAGCUCAGGCUCCACCAAGACUUCCUGCAACAUGGGCAUUUAGUCAGCGGGCAGUUGGCAGGACUGCAACUCGAGGGGCUCCUAUCCGAAGAAGGCUCAGGCAGGGCCUCAGAGUGCAUUACCCCAGCCAGACUUCAGCACCAUCCAGGGGCUUCCCGGACUUUCUGCUAAGAGCCCCGGCUGCCAGUGUAGCUGAGCCGGAGUCUGGCAGCACCUCAGAGGUCAGCGAGUCAGAUGAGGAGGACCAAGCUGCUCAAGGAAGAGGUGAAGGAACCACAGUUUCUGCUGCGCUGCCAGCUGACCCCCUUCAACCUGCUCUACAACUCAACCCCUCUCAGCAUGCACAACCACAGGAUACAGAAUCAGUCGGUUCCAGUCUAGCUGCUGACAACAAAAGGACAGAAGGUCUCAGUCAGGACAUGCAGGCUGUGGGAGCCCCACCUUCCAUCCAGCCGGCUCAGAACGAGGAGGGUGAAGGAGACACGUGUACUAUUUGCUUCGAGGCCUGGACGACUGCAGGAGAACACAGGCUUUCAGCUCUACGCUGUGGACACUUGUUCGGCUUCACCUGCAUUCAGCGCUGGUUAAAAGCCCAGGGACAGGCGGCUAAAUGUCCACAGUGUAACAAGAAAGCUAAGCGCACAGACAUCGUGAUGCUGUACGCUCCCAAGCUGAGAGCGCUGGACAACACCGAGCAAGAGAGUUUAAAAAAGACUCUGGAGAACGAACAGACCCUGAGGCGGAGGGCUGAAAUGGAGACGGCUGAGUACAAACUGAAACUGCAGGUCAUCAGCAACAAAUAUGGACAGGUGGAGAAGGAGUUGCAGGAACUGAAAUCUCUGAUGGCCCAGGCUGGUAGAAGCUCCUCUCUGUCUUCGUCAUCCUCCUCCUCUUCCACACUCUGGUCAGCAUCAGGCCUCACCCUCACUCAGAAGGCCGAUGGCUCCAAAGUGGCUCAGUACAGCUUUUCUAAAGCGGUGUUAGUGUCCCAGGCUGGAGGCUGCAGGGUUUUGUCUUUCUGUGAACCUCUGAGUUGCCUGCUGGCCUCGCAGCCUUCGCCUCACUCCACUCUGGUUCCUGGCUGUGGGGUGAAAAAGGUGAGUGUUGUAAACAUGAAGGCGAGUCAGUACGUUCCCAUCCACAGUAAACAGAUCAGAGGCCUGUCCUUCAACAGACAGAACGACAGCCUGCUGCUGUCUGCAGCCCUGGACAACACUAUCAAACUCACCAGUCUGCUGACCAACACAGUGGUUCAGACCUACAACACAGGUAAACCGGUGUGGAGUUGCUGCUGGUCUUUGGACCACAGUAACUAUGUGUAUGCUGGUUUGAGCAAUGGCUCUGUGCUGGUGUACGACACCAGAGACACCAGUACACACGUGCAGGAGCUGGAGCCGCUGCGCUCUAGAUGUCCAGUGGCGUCUCUUUGUUACAUCCCUCGGGCAGUUUCCAACUCCUUUCCCUGUGGUGGGCUCAUUGCUGGGUCCCUUGAGGGCGGGUGUUUCUGGGAGCACGUCAAUGAGACCUCGUACAGACCAAACAUCCUGCCGCUGGAAUCAGCAGGCUGUACGGACAUUCAGGUGGAGCCUGAGAGCCGCCACUGUCUGGUCACAUACAGGCCAGGACGUUCCAACCCGUUCCUACGCUGCGCCCUGAUGGCUCUGAAGAGAUCGUCUGAGCAGGAGUCGGGUCAGCUUCCCAUCUGCUCCUGUUCUCCAGUCCAGAUGUUCAACGCUGGCUCCUCCUGUAAACUGCUCACGAAGAAUGCAGUUUUCAGAAGUCCAGAUGGAGUGGGGACGCUGGUCUGUGCUGGAGACGAGGCCUCCAAUUCCACCAUGGUGUGGGACGCUGGCAGUGGCUCUCUGCUUCAGAAACUCCCAGCCGACCUCCCGGUUUUGGACAUUAGUCCUUUCUCUUUGAAUGGGGAACACUUCUUGGGCGCCUUGACGGAGAAGAUGCUGAAAGUCUACAAGUGGGAAUAAAUCCUCAAAAUGACCACAGUGUAAGAGCACAAGGAAACUGUGGGCUUGACACAAAAUGCUGCUACUUUUUGAAACAAGUUUCUUACUCAGAAAUCAACCUACCGUAUGUUUUUUUUUUUAAACCAAACAUUGACCUACACAGUGAACCCACAAUUCCCCUGGAUUCUGAGGACUCAGGCUCGUUAAAGUUGUGCUGCACACCAAGCUUACAGAAAGUAAAAAGUAGCAGGACAGUCUUUCUGGUGCUCCGCACUGGUUGGUAUCAGCUGACAUCAGUGCAUUGGCAAGGUGGAGCUCUUAAACUACAAACUCAUUCACCCAAUCAGUUUUUCGCUCUGUGUUUACUGUGAACCAGACUAUAGUGUGUGUGAAGCUUGGUAAACUUGUCUAAUCCAGUUAAGUAAAUUUUAUGUAAUUAUGGUAAAUAUUCCAGUGACUGCACAGAC
This is a messenger RNA of Cynoglossus semilaevis (tongue sole), 2742 nucleotides long. RefSeq names its product ring finger and WD repeat domain 3 (gene rfwd3). Gene Ontology annotation, molecular function: ubiquitin-protein transferase activity; protein binding. NCBI's taxonomy places the organism in Eukaryota, Metazoa, Chordata, Actinopteri, Pleuronectiformes, Cynoglossidae. Gene Ontology annotation, cellular component: nucleus. Gene Ontology annotation, biological process: protein ubiquitination; interstrand cross-link repair. The transcript has 13 exons. Bases 140 to 2296 code for a protein of 718 amino acids. The record is from RefSeq and is a predicted model, not a curated record.